Molecule: messenger RNA, 1768 nt
Organism: Quercus lobata
Lineage: Eukaryota; Viridiplantae; Streptophyta; Magnoliopsida; Fagales; Fagaceae
Product: elongator complex protein 5-like
Exons: 9
Coding region: 91-1221 (376 amino acids)
Biological process (GO): tRNA wobble uridine modification
Cellular component (GO): elongator holoenzyme complex; cytosol; nucleus
Molecular function (GO): tRNA binding
Source: RefSeq, a predicted model, not a curated record
AAAGCUUACACUUCUUCAGUUCUUCCACAAACAAACAAACAAACAAACUAGGGUUUUAGGGUUUUAUUACACUCUUCAAAAAAGGCUUCAAUGGCGGAAUCGAUUUGCAGAGCACUCCGAGACGGUGCGUUGCAAGGAGAACACGCACCGGCUCUAACCAUCAAGGACUCCAUUGCCUCACCUUUCGGUUUCCACGUCUUCACUCACCUUCUCACCCAGCUUUCCUCCAACAUUUUGGCGGCAAAAUCCCAAUCACGUGGUCUCGUGCUUGUCGCUCUCUCUCGAAGCCCGUCGUUUUACUUGGAUUUGUUGAAUAGAAAAGGCUUUGAUGUCGCUUCGUCCCAAAAAUGGAUUGAGAUUUUGGAUUGUUAUACGGAUCCUCUUGGUUGGAAGGAUGCCCUUUUGGCGUCUGGAAAUGGUGGGAGUCUCUCUAACGAAGCUUCGACCGGAGCUAGUUUGUGUAGGAAUGUGAAGGAUAUGGACAAGUUGUACUCUUCAAUUAUCGAGCUGGGAAAAGGAAUAGUUGGACAAGGCAAAGUUCGUUUUUGUGUUGCCAUAGACUCGGUUAAUGAAAUCUUAAGACAUGCAUCUAUAUCAUCAGUUGCAGGCCUUUUAAGUAACCUUCGAAGCAAUGAUAGAGUUUCGAGCAUCUUUUGGUUGUCACAUUCAGACCUUCAUGAAGACAGGGUUACUGCCGUUCUUGAGUAUAUGUCCUCGAUGGUGGCCAGUAUAGAACCGCUAAAUCAAUCUGCAAAUGGGCAUAGAUGUAAUUGGGAGAGCCUCCCUUUACUCAAAUGUAAUUAUUGGAAAGGGAAGUUUCAUGUCCGGUUUAAGCGCAGAAAUGGUCGUGUUCGAGUGAUGUCUGAAGAAUUUCAUGUUGAGCAAUCAGCCAUCAACUUUAGAUCCAUUUCAUCCGAAGAUGAAAUAGUCAAUCGAAGCCUUUUGCCAAAGAUGCAAUUCAAUUUACAGCUGUCAGAGAAGGAGCAAAUUGAUAGGGCUAAGGUUGUACUUCCUUUUGAACACCAGGGAACUGGUAAACCCAUUCAAAUUUAUGAUGGUCGGAGAUCACUUACGGAUGGCAAUAGUGAAGCAGAACCUGUUUCUACUGGAAUAUUGCAGACAAAUGAGAACUCUAGCAAGGGUGAGAUAAUAUAUUUGCGUGAUUCAGAUGAUGAGAGACCAGAUUCUGAUGAGGACCCAGAUGAUGAUUUGGAUAUAUAAUUGUGUGUGCCUCAUUCGUGAUCUUGGACUGCCAGAGUACUGCAUUUGUAAAUUGAUCUUCUCCUUGUUUCUUUUAUCUAUUGCGAUGUUCAGACCUUAUUAUAAAUGAAAUAAUGUUUUGUUUAUGAAUUGUAGAUGCUCUGUACCAACUUAACCUUUUUGCAUUUUGAAUCAGUAGGGAAUUGCGUUUUUUUUUUACACCUUUAAGUGGUAUGAUUCCUUUGUCUUUGAGAGAAGCAAUCUGCAUAUAACCCAUUAAGCUACAAGCAGAAAUAGUGAAGAACAUUACAAUAGGAAUUCCAAGUUCUUGAGCAGCAGUAAUGGUGAAUGGCAUGAAACCAUCUGAGAUAAUACAAGUCAUGGAGGAUUCUUUGAAGUUGCACCAUUGAGUUUUACAAGGAGAUCAGAAAAUGGAGCCCAGAAGUUUUUCAUAAUGGAAUCACAAAGAAAAUGGAUAUCUUGGGUAGCGUUGAGGUCCGAUGGAGGGAGGCCGUCAGGAAUGGUUUCAAAUCGGAAGUCAGACAAGCCAUCUAAGGAGUUGGGACCU